UGUAAAUUCUCAAAACAAUCCUAAAUUUCUUAUCUUCUCCAUUUCCGCAGAAGCAAACAUGGCUCUCUGUUUUCUUGUACCGAAUCCCAUUAAAGUUUCACAAUCAUUUCCAAAGAGUUUUUCUUGGUCUUCAAAACCUACAUUCCCAGCAAUUGCAAGCUUUUAUUCAGCAAUUCCUCGUUUAGGUUACAGCAACUUGAAGAAACUCAAUGCCCUUCACUGCAGCAAUCUUCCUACUGCUUCCACAAAUAACACUCAGUACGAGUUUUCUGAUGGCUCUUCUGAGGUGGAAUUGAGAUUAGAACUUGGGCAGGGAGAUGUAACUCCUAAGGAGAUAUAUGUAGAUGCAAAUGAAAGUUCUUUAGCAAUUAGAAUAGAGCAAUCUGGAAUUAUUCGGACUCUCAUGGAAACCAGCACUCUGUAUGAGAAGAUAAAGCCUGCAGAGACAAUAUGGUACAUAGACGAUGAUCAAUUAGUAAUUAGCUUGAAGAAGCAAAACUCUGAGUUGAAAUGGCCUGACAUUGUGGAGUCUUGGGAGUCCCUAAGUGCUGGAAUUACACAACUCCUUAGAGGAACUUCAAUAUACUUAGUUGGGGAAUCUACUGAAAUCAACCAGAGGAUUGCUCGAGAACUGGCUGUUGGACUAGGGUACACCCCUCUUAGUACUACGGAGCUGCUAGAAGCAUAUGCCAAGCAACCAAUUGAUUCAUGGGUAAAUGAGGAGGGGUCUGAUGUUGUAGCAGAAGCAGAAAGUGUUAUACUAGAGAGCCUCAGUAGCCAUGCCCGUGCUGUUAUUGCAACCUUGGGAGGGAAGAGAGGUGCCGCUGGAAGAGCAAACCAAUGGAGGCAUCUUUUUGCUGGAUUCACAAUCUGGCUUUCCAUAUCUGAAGCCACAGAUGAAGAAUCUGCAAAAGAGGAAGCAAAAAGGAACAUGCAAGAUAGUGGUCGAGGUUACUCUAAUGCUGAAGUGGUAGUAAAGCUCGGAGGUUGGGACCCUAACUAUUCAAAGUCAGUAGCUCAGGCUGUGCUUAGUGCACUUAAGCGCUUAAUUUUGGCAGAUAAAGACCUUCCAGGAAAAAAGAGUUUAUACAUCAGGUUGGGCUGCAGAGGUGAUUGGCCAGACAUCAAACCACCGGGUUGGGACCCGUCAAGCAGCGCUGAUGUAUUUUCUCCCUCCUCAUAGCAGAGUCAUAGUGUAUGCAUUUAAUUGUAACUAUCUCCCUCACCUUUUCCCCUUGUAUUUUUCUGUAUGAAUAUAUGAUAUAAUAGGAAACUUUGUCCUUGAGGGGCAUCAACUUGGUUGUUGUUACAUUCUUUAUAUGAACUGUAAGAAAGGUUUUGGCUUCGUUUGGACAA
Nicotiana attenuata is the source of this 1356-nucleotide messenger RNA. RefSeq names its product probable inactive shikimate kinase like 2, chloroplastic. NCBI's taxonomy places the organism in Eukaryota, Viridiplantae, Streptophyta, Magnoliopsida, Solanales, Solanaceae. The record is from RefSeq and is a predicted model, not a curated record. Bases 59 to 1183 code for a protein of 374 amino acids. The transcript has 8 exons.